Molecule: messenger RNA, 726 nt
Organism: Acanthosepion pharaonis
Lineage: Eukaryota; Metazoa; Mollusca; Cephalopoda; Sepiida; Sepiidae
Source: the annotation of a GenBank genome assembly
AUGUUGUCACUUCUCCGAAAUCCCAGAGUUACUAGCCAUUCAUUUCUUGGUUUCUCUCUGUUCUCUCUCUCUCUCUCUCUCUCUCUCUACUUUUUCCUCCAUCUUUCUUUCAUCGUAACUUUCAUUUCCUUUCUCUUACUAUCUUUCAAACUCCAUUUUAUAAUGUUGCUUUUCCGUCCUUUCCAUAUUCUGCUUACUCUCUCUGUCUUUUUUUAUCUCACCUUCUCUCUCUUUCUUUCUCUUUUUUCUUUCUCUUUCUUUUUCCCUUCUGUCUAUUUUCCCUCCUUAUUUCUCAAUACCUGGCUAUAUCUUCCCCCGCUCUCUUUCCCAUUAUCUCUAUCUCUCUCCUUCUCUUUCUCUAUCGCUUCUUCCUCUCUUCACCGUCUCCUCGCUGACUUUGUCCAUCCAUUAGUCCUCCUUCAUGAGAUAUUUUCUUUUUUAAUAUUUUCUCUCUGUUCACUAAAAUUAUUUUCCUUUUCUUUCUCUUUCUCACUCCUCCCCUUUUUCCUCUUUCUAUUUCUCCGUCUCCAACGUUACUCCCUAUGUUUCAUCUUUCUUUUUCUCUCUCCUUUUUCUCCCUCCCAUUUUGCAUUUUACUCUUUUGUCUUUAGCCGUUCGCCAUCGCUCUAUCUGUCACUCUGUCUAUCUAUCUAUCCAUCUGGUCACGAACUAGACAAUUUGUUGGUCGACAUUGAUCUAAUCAAUUACCAAGUCCUGAGGACAUAA